UUCAGUUAUACUAAUCCUCAGUGAGACCAGGUCGACUGACUUGGAAGGGCUUCUUCAGUCUUAUUAAAUUGCUAAAUUAUGCCCUGAUGUUGCAGAAGAAUCACGGGUUGUUAGUGAUUCCUUCUGGUCAGAGGAUAUCCAUCGCUAGUGAAUUUGGGAUCUGGGUUCUGAAUUUUGGUGCGAAUGAUGGGAAGUUCAGAAGAGAAAGUUGUGGCAGUCAUCAUGGUGGGCGGACCAACCAAAGGUACUCGAUUUCGGCCAUUGUCAUUUAAUAUUCCAAAGCCACUUUUUCCCCUGGCUGGACAGCCAAUGGUGCAUCAUCCAAUCUCUGCUUGUAAAAGGAUUCCAAAUCUAGCACAGAUCUAUCUUAUUGGCUUCUAUGAGGAGCGUGAAUUUGCAUUGUUUGUGUCUUCAAUCUCUAAUGAGCUCAAGGUUCCAGUCAGAUACUUGAAGGAGGAGAAGCCGCACGGAUCAGCUGGUGGACUUUACAAUUUUAGGGAUCUAAUCAUGGAAGACAGUCCGUCACAUAUCUUUCUGCUGAACUGUGAUGUUUGCUGCAGUUUUCCACUGCCUGAUAUGCUUGAGGCUCACAGAAGAUAUGGUGGGAUGGGAACUAUCCUUGUGAUCAAGGUUCCUCCCGAAUCAGCCAACCAGUUUGGUGAAUUGGUGGCUGAUCCUGUUACUAAUGAACUGUUGCACUACACAGAGAAACCAGAAACUUUUGUGAGUGAUCACAUAAAUUGUGGUGUCUAUGUAUUCACACCAGAUGUUUUUGCAGCCAUUCAAGGUGUAUCCACACAAAGAAAAGAUAGAGCUAAUUUAAGGCGUGUAUCCAGCUUUGAAGCCCUCCAGCUCCCAAACAGGAGCCUUCCCACAGAUUUUGUUCGAUUGGAUCAGGACAUCCUAUCUCCUCUUGCAGGGAAGAAGCAAUUAUACACAUAUGAAACCAUGGAUUUUUGGGAGCAAAUUAAAACUCCUGGAAUGUCUUUGAGAAGUUCUGCCCUUUAUCUUGCCCAGUUUCGGUUCACAUCGCCCCAUAUUUUAGCAACUGGAGAUGGUAUAAAGAGUGCAACAAUUACUGGUGACGUUUAUAUUCAUCCAUCAGCAAAAGUUCAUCCAACUGCAAAGAUUGGUCCCAACGUGUCAAUUUCGGCUAAUGCUCGUAUAGGAGCUGGUGUAAGGCUUGUCAAUUGUAUUAUUCUGGAUGACGUUGAAAUCAAGGAAAAUGCUGUUGUCAUCCAUGCAAUCGUCGGGUGGAAGUCUAUGAUCGGGAGAUGGUCAAGAGUGCAGGCUGAAGGAGAUUACAAUGCAAAGCUUGGUGUUACAAUUCUUGGUGAAUCUGUGUCAGUUGAAGAUGAAGUUGUAGUAAUCAACAGCAUUGUCCUCCCGAACAAGACCCUUAAUCUUAGUGUUCAAGAGGAAAUCAUACUAUAAUGCAAUAUCAGAUGAUUUGAAUACCUGCAGGCCUUGAGUUCUAUUCCCUGCAUCUGUAUCUGUAAUUGUAUAUCACCGUCCUUGGUUAUUCAAGCUGAAAUAAUUGGUCAGCACUCCAGGCAAGCAUCUGUCCCGUGGUUGAUGAGCCGUAGCAUGUGGCAAGGAAAGCAACUAAUGAAAUUCCAUUCAUGCCUGUUCUUGAUCCGGAAAGGGAAUUGUUCUGUCACUACAUUCCAAUUAGUGUUUGAAUUUGUAAGUAAACAUAGCUAUUGAAUAAAUUGCAAGUUUGGGAUCUUCCCGUUCCACUGUGUAUUGUAUUGUUUUAGCUUUGUAAUAAUAAUAAUUACGCUUCUCGUCUCAACUUUUCCA
This is a messenger RNA of Coffea eugenioides, 1803 nucleotides long. Its product is annotated as mannose-1-phosphate guanyltransferase alpha. The transcript has 16 exons. Bases 184 to 1434 code for a protein of 416 amino acids. Lineage: Eukaryota; Viridiplantae; Streptophyta; Magnoliopsida; Gentianales; Rubiaceae. Gene Ontology annotation, cellular component: cytoplasm. The record is from RefSeq and is a predicted model, not a curated record. Gene Ontology annotation, biological process: biosynthetic process.